UCUGGUAUUCUGGUGAUUUGUGCUUCCUGUGUGGCUGUGUGAAGAGAUUGUUAUUCUGUGAUUACAUAUCAGUGAUGGCUAGUGAUAUCAAAUUUUGUGCAGACGGCCACGAGUGUCAACCGAUCCACACGAUCAAGGACCUGUUGGAGUUUGAGCACAAUCCCGUUAGCUGGCGCAAUUUAGUGCUCCCGAUCACACCCCGAUCCCGAUCGAGGUACCUCGGAGAGCAGUACCAGGAGAUCAACUUCGACGCCGGAGUGACGGACUUUGUGGAAGACCAAAGCCGACCGCAGGUAUUGCUGUGCCAUGACUUCAAGGGAAACUACCUGAUCGAUCGGUUCAUUAACGGGACGAUCGGACAGGAAUGGGUGGACUAUCGGUUCUACAACUGGUCUGCGGUGGACAUAUUCUGCUACUUCAGCCACAACUUCGUUACCAUUCCGACGCUGCAGUGGUUGAAUUGUGCGCACAAAAAUGGCGUCAAGGUAAUCGGGACGUUCAUUGUGGAAGGCGGCAAUGUGACGUUACUCAAGGACAUUCUACAGUCGGAAGAAUUCAUGCGGAAGGUGGCGGAUGCGUUGGUCACCGUGGCGAAGAUUUGUCAGUUUCAGGGCUGGCUACUGAAUAUCGAGUGCGCUCUGGACGAAGACAAUAUUCCGCUUCUGAAGGAAUUUGUAGCGUACCUCACCCGGAAAUCGCACGAAAGGAUCCCGGGCAGUAUGAUCAUCUGGUACGACUCCAUCACCGAGAAGGGUCUCCUCAGCUGGCAGAACGAGCUGAACAGUCUGAACCACGGUUUCUUCGCCGCGUGCGAUGGGAUCUUCCUGAACUACACCUGGAACCGGCAGCAUCUGGAGCGAUCGGAGAACUUCAUCCGUAAUUACUAUCCACGACGGAAGUUGGACGUUUUUGUCGGGAUCGACGUAUUUGGGCGAGGUCAAACCGCCAAGCUCGAUACCCACUCGACGCUGGCCAUGAUCAUGGAGUUCAAGUUCUCCACGGCGAUCUUUGCUCCCGGAUGGACGUUCGAAUCGCUCGAGGAAUCCAUGCGGCAGGACCAACUCGAUCCAGAUAAUUGCAAUGUUCGAUUUUUGAAGCUGAACGAUCGCUUCUGGAAUCUGCUGUGGAAGUAUCUGUUCGUCCGUGGACCCCGGGAACUGCCCUUCUAUACAUCUUUCUGCCUGGGCUCAGGGAAGAUACGGCAUCGGUUGGGAAAACUGCAGAACCACUCGUGGUUCAAUCUAUCGCGGCAGGGAUUCCAACCGACCAUUCCGUAUGCAAUGCUGGAUAGCGCGAGUCCUGUCUAUUGGACGCACAGUUUCGAGACGGCUUUGGAUGGCGGAUCGUGCUUGCGGGUGGAAGAUGCGCAUCCAAACUGUCGCUUGUUUGCGUGCGAUUUCGCUUGUAGUGGAGAUUUGGUGGUGGCCUAUGCAUUUCAGAGAAAUAAUGAAGUCAGUGCGUCCGACGUGAGUCUGUUGCUGAAGGUGUACAAUACGAGAUAUCACGAUUCGGUGAAGGUCGUGUGUGGCGGUGAAGAUUGCCAUCUUAGUGAGCGAAGCAACGAGAUGAAGGCGCUGCUGUUGGGUCCGGAAGAUUUUCCAACGCUGCUGGAGUUGGGUGGGCAGCUGAAGCUGCCGCUGGUGGCCGGUAUCAAUGGGUGGGAGAUAAGAUACUACUACCUCUCGUUCGAAUCCAUCAUCCAACCGGUGUCGAUCGUGGAUAUUGGCGUGGAGAUCACGAAAGCUGACCCCAAGGACCACGUCCUGCUGGGGGCCAUUUCGCUGCAGGCCGGUUUCCCAGCGAGCCGCGAUCGCAUCAGGAAGCGCUCGCUCGUAACGUUCAACGUGUGA
This is a messenger RNA of Ochlerotatus camptorhynchus, 1850 nucleotides long. It is a transcript of the gene ENGase, whose product is annotated as Endo-beta-N-acetylglucosaminidase. Gene Ontology annotation, biological process: protein deglycosylation. NCBI's taxonomy places the organism in Eukaryota, Metazoa, Arthropoda, Insecta, Diptera, Culicidae. The transcript is spliced from 4 exons. Bases 75 to 1850 code for a protein of 591 amino acids. Gene Ontology annotation, molecular function: mannosyl-glycoprotein endo-beta-N-acetylglucosaminidase activity. The record is from RefSeq and is a predicted model, not a curated record. Gene Ontology annotation, cellular component: cytoplasm.